Mycotypha africana is the source of this 516-nucleotide messenger RNA. Its product is annotated as SAM-dependent RNA methyltransferase. Bases 1 to 516 code for a protein of 171 amino acids. Lineage: Eukaryota; Fungi; Mucoromycota; Mucoromycetes; Mucorales; Mycotyphaceae. Gene Ontology annotation, biological process: peptidyl-arginine methylation. The record is from RefSeq and is a predicted model, not a curated record. The transcript is spliced from 2 exons. Gene Ontology annotation, molecular function: protein-arginine omega-N monomethyltransferase activity.
AUGACAACGCAGACAUCCGAUAGAAAAUGUGGUUAUAUUAUUGAACAUAUGGAAGAUGCCAUGCAUGAAUGGUGUGCACUAGAAUACAAACAUAUGCUACAAAACAUUGGCCCUGAUCAUCUUUACUUUACUUCGCUAACGGAUAAAUGUCUUCAUGAAGGCAUGCCUGAAGAAUUGAAAUCAGCCCAAUGCUACCAAGAAGAUGUCCUUCAUGUACCUGGUAUCAAAAAGGAAGAGAUUUGUUUGUUGGAUCCAGCUGGAACAAAGGAAUUAUCACCGGAAGAUGGAGAAAGAUUUAAGUACUUUUUAUUUGGUGGUAUCUUGGGCGAUCAUCCACCUCGAGAUCGUACGGGUGAAUUACGUAAGCUUGGAUUUGAAGGUAGAAGGCUAGGACCUGUUCAGAUGACCACGGACACAGCUGUGAAUGUUACCAAAAGAGUGGUAGAAGAUAAGAGUAAGUUGCAGUGGUUAUUUUAUUUUUUUUGGGCCAUGCUUGAAACGCAUGUCAUUUUGUAG